This is a messenger RNA of Cordyceps militaris CM01, 1689 nucleotides long. Its product is annotated as Gamma-glutamyltranspeptidase. The transcript is spliced from 2 exons. Bases 1 to 1689 code for a protein of 562 amino acids. The record is from RefSeq and is a predicted model, not a curated record. Gene Ontology annotation, molecular function: glutathione gamma-glutamate hydrolase. NCBI's taxonomy places the organism in Eukaryota, Fungi, Ascomycota, Sordariomycetes, Hypocreales, Cordycipitaceae. Gene Ontology annotation, biological process: glutathione catabolic process. Gene Ontology annotation, cellular component: plasma membrane.
AUGAAGCUCACUCCAAGCAAAGCCGUGCUCCUCUGUGGCUGGCUGUGGACGGCUUCGGCCGCCCCCAGCUGCCCAGCGCCACGAGAUGCGAAUCGUGGCGCCGUCUCGUCCGAGAGCGCCCUCUGCAGCAGCAUUGGCACCCAGCUCCUCAAGGAGGGCGGCAACGCCGUCGACGCCCUCGUCGGCACCGUCUUUUGCGUCGGCACCGUGGGCAUGUACCACAGCGGGCUCGGCGGCGGCGGCUUCCUGCUCCUGCGAGACAAGGACGGCAAGUAUGAGUUUGUCGACUUUCGGGAGACGGCCCCCGCGGCGGCGUUUGAAGACAUGUACAAGAACAAUACGGACGCCAGUCUCUAUGGCGGCUUGGCAAGUGGCGUUCCCGGAGAGCUGCGCGGUCUUGAAUAUGUGCACAAGAAAUACGGUGCACUCGACUGGGCCAAGGUCAUGGCGCCGGCCAUCAGAGUCGCCAGAUAUGGCUUCCGCGUCGACGAGGAUCUCGUCAAGUACAUGCAGUCGACGGCGAGAAACGACUUUCUGGUCGAGGACCCGAGCUGGGCCCUUGAUUUUGCGCCCCGCGGAAGACUCCUCCGGCUCAACGAGACAAUGACGCGGAAACGCUACGCCGACACGCUCGAGACGAUUGCGCAUCAAGGUGCCGACGUCUUCUAUACCGGCGCCAUGGCCAAUGCCACCAUCACGGCCCUGCGCGCCCGCGGCGGUACCAUGACCCUCGCGGACCUCGCCAACUACACCGUCGCGCACCGUCCCCCGCUGCACAUAACCUACCGCGGGCACAAGCUCACCAGCACCAACGCGCCCUCGGGCGGCCCCGUCGCCCUCGGCGCGCUCAACACCGUGAGCGGCUACGAGGACUUUUUCCAGCCCGCCACCGUCAACAUCUCGACGCACCGUCUCGACGAGGCGAUCCGCUUCGCGUACGGCCAGCGCACCAAGAUCGGCGACCCGUCCUUCCUCCCCGGCCUGGACAGCUACACGGCGGCCAUGGUGGCGCCGGCGACGGGCGCCGAGAUUCGCUCCAAAAUCUCCGACACCUCGACGCAGCCCGUCGCGUACUACAACCCGGACGGCAUCGAGUCGCUCGCCACGCCGGGCACGUCGCACGUGGUGGCUGCCGACGCGAGCGGCAUGGCCGUGUCGCUCACCACGACCAUCAACACGCUCUUUGGCUCGCGCCUGAUGGUGCCCGAGACGGGCGUCAUCAUGAACAACGAGAUGAACGACUUCAGCAUCCCCGGCACCAGCAACGCGUUUGGCUACCGGCCCAGCCCCCAAAACUACGUGCGCCCGGGCAAGCGCCCGCUGUCGUCCAUCUCGCCCGUCAUUGCCGAGACCCCCGAGGGCCGGCUGUACUUUGCGUGCGGCUCCGCCGGCGGCAGCCGCAUCACCACGGCCACCAUCCAGCUCGUCGUCCACAUGCUCGACCAGCGCAUGGGCCCGGCCGCGUCGCUGCGCCAGCCCCGCCUCCACGACCAGCUGCAGCCCGACCAGGUCGCGUUCGAGUACGCCUACGACAACGCGACGACGGCCUUCAUGGCCGCGCGAGGCCACAACGUGACAUGGGUGGCCCCCGGCCAGAGCACCGCCCAGGCCCUCCGGCUUCUGCCCAAUGGCACCUUUGAGGCGGGAGGGGAGCCGAGGCAGAAGAACUCGGGUGGGUUUGCGGUCUGA